Sinocyclocheilus grahami is the source of this 2189-nucleotide messenger RNA. RefSeq names its product zinc finger protein 721-like. The record is from RefSeq and is a predicted model, not a curated record. Bases 20 to 2131 code for a protein of 703 amino acids. The transcript is spliced from 3 exons. NCBI's taxonomy places the organism in Eukaryota, Metazoa, Chordata, Actinopteri, Cypriniformes, Cyprinidae.
AAAAACCCUUGAUGUUCACAUGAGAGUUCAUACUGGAAAGAAACCGUUCACUUGGGAUCAGUGUGGGAAACGUUUUGCACAAUUAGCAACACAUAAGAUACACAUGAACAUCCACACGAGAGAUAAACUAUACACAUGUGAUCAGUGCGGGAAAAUAUUUUUAAGGGCUUCAGACCUAAAGAAACACCUGAGAGUUCAUACAAAGGAGAAGCCACAUUCAUGUUAUUUGUGUGGAAAAAGAUUUUCAUCAAAUCUGAAAACACAUGAGAGGAUCCACACUGGAGAGAAACCGUACACAUGUGCUCGGUGCGGUAAGAGUUUUGCACUAAAAGAAUACCUUACGACACAUAUGAGAGUUCAUACUGGAGAGAAACCUUUCACUUGUGAUCAUUGUGGAAAGAGCUUUACUCACUCGUCAAACCUUAAGGAACACGUGAACAUUCACACUAGAGAGAAACUGUACACAUGUGAGCAAUGUGACAAAACAUUUUUGUGUGCUUCAGACCUGAAGAAACACCUGAACGUUCAUACAAAGGAGAAGCCACAUUCAUGUCAUUUGUGUGAAAAGAGUUUUUCAUGUUUACAAAUUUUGAAGGAGCAUCAGAAAAUACAUACUGGUGUGAGAGAGUACAUGUGCUUUGAGUGUGAAAAUACUUUUACUUCAGCUGAACAUUUGAAACGACACGAGAGGAUUCACACUGGAGAAAAACCUUAUAAGUGUUCACACUGUGACAAGAGAUUCAGUCAUUCAGCAAAUAUGAAAACACACGAGAGGAUCCACACUGGAGAGAAACCAUACAAGUGUCCACACUGUGACAAGAGAUUCAAUCAUUCAGGACAUCUAAAAACACAUGAGAGGAUCCACACUGGAGAGAAACCAUACAAGUGUCCACACUGUGACAAGAGAUUCAAUCAUUCAGGACAUCUAAAAACACAUGAGAGGAUCCACACUGGAGAGAAACCUUAUAGGUGUUUACACUGUGACAAGAGAUUCAAUAAGUCAUCAGACCUGAAAACACAUGAGAGGAUUCACACUGGAGAGAAACCUUAUAGGUGUUUACACUGUGACAAGAGAUUCAAUAAGUCAUCAGACCUGAAAACACAUGAGAGGAUUCACACUGGAGUGAAACCUUAUAAGUGUUCACACUGUGACAAGAGAUUUAGUAGGUCAGCACAUCUAAAAACACAUGAGAGGAUACACACUGGAGAGAAACCUUAUAAGUGUUUACACUGUGACAAGAGAUUCAAUAAGUCAUCAGACCUGAAAACACAUGAGAGGAUUCACACUGGAGAGAAACCUUAUAAGUGUUCACACUGCAACAAGAGAUUCAGUGAUUCAGGAGACCUAAAAAGACAUGAGAGGAUCCACACUGGAGUGAAACCUUAUAAGUGUUCGCACUGUGACAAGAUAUUCAGUCAGUCAGCAAAUCUGAAAACACAUGAGAGGAUCCACACUGGAGAGAAACCUUAUAAGUGUUCACACUGUGACAAGAGAUUCAGUCGGUCAACACAUCUGAAAACACAUGAGAUGAUCCACACUGGAGAGAAACCUUAUAACUUUUCACACUGUGACAAGAGAUUCAAUAAGUCAUCAGACCCGAAAACACAUGAGAGGAUUCACACUGGAGUGAAACCUUAUAAGUGUUCACACUGUGACAAGAGAUUUAGUCGGUCAGCACAUCUGAAAACACAUGAGAGGAUACACACAGGAGAGAAACCUUAUAAGUGUUUACACUGUGACAAGAGAUUCAGUGAUUCGACACAUCUGAAAACACAUGAGAGGAUACACACAGGAGAGAAACCUUAUAAGUGUUCACCCUGUGACAAGAGAUUCAAUAAGUCAUCAGACCCGAAAACACAUGAGAGGAUACACACAGGAGAGAAACCUUAUAAGUGUUCACCCUGUGACAAGAGAUUCAAUAAGUCAUCAGACCCGAAAACACAUGAGAGGAUACACACAGGAGAGAAACCUUAUAAGUGUUCACCCUGUGACAAGAGAUUCAGUCGGUCAACACAUCUGAAAACACAUGAGAGGAUUCACACUGGAGAGAAACAGCAUCACUGCACUGCACGUGGGAAGCGCUUUAAUCAAUUAAUCUGCUCUACUCAGUCAUACAAAAAACAAUCAUAGUAAGGCCCCAUCCACAUGGAGACUCAUUUAGAUGUACAGGUGCAUCUCAAUAAAUUAG